Molecule: messenger RNA, 1333 nt
Organism: Styela clava
Lineage: Eukaryota; Metazoa; Chordata; Ascidiacea; Stolidobranchia; Styelidae
Product: BPTF-associated chromatin complex component 1-like
Cellular component (GO): MLL1 complex; NURF complex
Source: RefSeq, a predicted model, not a curated record
CGGGAAACAGCCAUCGGUAAAUGCACCCAGGCAUGACUCUUGCUUCAAAAGUUGUUGUUUUUUCCCGGGGCUGUUCGCGUUUCGUUUUGUUCUGCUCGCUGUUGAAUUUGAAGCGUUAGCCCGACUGAGUAGCUUUCAACUUUGGAUAUGAACAUGCCUCAAACUGUGAGCGCAAACAAGGUCAGCCAGGUUUUUGCUGCUGCUGGCCAGGCCUUCAAUCGUCUUGGAGAGCUAACAAUGCAGUUACACACUCAAUAUGAAGCAGUCCCAGGUUCAAAAUGGACAGAAGAAGAAGUGGAGAUGCUGCGACAAGCUGUACAACAAUUUGGAAAUGACCUUGAAAAAGUUAGCUCUGUUAUCAAAACCAGAACUAUGAGCCAAGUCAAACAUGCUAUAAAACGAAAAGUAUUUAAUGAAGCAGGAGUGCCAAUUGCUCCAAAGCAUCCGGCAAAGAAUCCAGUAUCUACCGGUAACAAGCGUCCUGCACCUGAUACUCCAAAAAAAAUACCAAAUAAAGAAAAGAUUACUCUUAUUGAGACUCCAGCAUCCACCGUGAUACCAAGCAAAAAGCAAAAGCUCUCCUCACCAGUGGAAACUCUUAAUGACAAUCUUUCGAAUCCACCUAUUGAAGUGCCAGAAGCCAUAAUUACAGAACAAGUUGUAACAGACUCUGUGGUUGAAGUUGAUGUAGAAAAUCUAGACGAGUCCUCAUCAUCACUCAAGAAACUAGACCAAUUUAUCAGUUCACAGCCCAAGAUACCAGGCGACAUGUCAGAGUCGGCUGUCAGCAACCCUCCACCAUUACCUCCAUUGGAUCUUGAGCAGACAUGAGUGAGUUUGGACGUCAGGGUUGAAAGAUGUAAGAGCUAAUAUCCUAGAAACACAAAGCUGUUUUCAUAUGUUGUUGGUCUUCUCCUUCAACUUUUGUAGUACACUAGAAUGGAAUAAGUCUAAAGGGGACUGGUCAAUCAAAUGAGACAGUCGGCCGUCCCAAUCAAGCUGCUUCUCAUUAAUAUUGACUAUCAUAUCCAACCUUGCCUUUUCACUGGACUAUAGGCGGAGGACAGCUUUAAGAUGGUAAAUCUUUUGUGGAUCAGGGUUUUUAUUGCGUAGUGUAAAUUAAAGAUAAAAGAUAACAAAAAUUAUUGGGGGGGGAUUUGAAGUUACAAUCGUGGUGUUUUCAAAACCACUGGUGACUCUGGGCCAGAUGAGGUUUGCAUAAUGGCCAUUGGCAAUGCAAAACUUAUCUGUUUCUAUUCUCCAAAUAUUUGAAUGUUAUUUUGUAUUAGUGUUGUUAAAUUUAUUCCUUUAGUAAAUGUGUUUGUGGACUAUG